Salmo salar (Atlantic salmon) is the source of this 3112-nucleotide messenger RNA. The record is from RefSeq and is a predicted model, not a curated record. Lineage: Eukaryota; Metazoa; Chordata; Actinopteri; Salmoniformes; Salmonidae.
UGUUGCACGCUGUUGCUGCACGCUGUUGCGUCCCUUCAUGUAUCCACAGUUGCGCAAAGAUUAAACAUUCAUUCUUGUGAUGGCUCCGCUACAGUAACAAACUGGGAUUACAACAAUCGAAAUAUUUCUAAUAGGAAAUUUGACAUACAGGAAAAUAGCCUAUAAUUCAUUAACUAUUAAUUUUUUGCAGUUUGCACAAAUAACUUUACUGCAGAUGCCAGGAUGGGAUCCCCAGCAAAAUCUGACGAAAAGACCAUGGAAUCAAUCAACAACAACAGCCACAAAUCCAAUGUUUCACAUUGUUUAGGCGGGCUGCCAACCGUAUUUUGCGUCAUGUUGUCGGUGUGUUCUAUGGCGUUUUGUUUUUUGGUAAACUUCAGGACAUCUCACCUGGAGUACAGAGUGCAGAUUUUGGAGAUGGAGAGAAUGUCCCUGAUCACUUCCGAUGAGAAUGGAACAGUACCUGGUCUUCCGGAUAUCAUUGAAAAACUUGUGCACGAGAGACUGACCAAAGCACUGCCCAAACUUCGCACUGCCAGGGACGUCAUUCAAGAGUGCUCCUGUCCUCCAGGGCCUCCAGGAAAACGGGGAAGGAUGGGAAGACGAGGCGACUCUGGAUCUCCAGGCACGCCUGGACGGGAUGGUUACCCGGGCCCACUUGGGAUGGAUGGGAAGCCUGGUGGUCCUGGUCCUAUGGGAAGCCAGGGACUGUCUGGGCCAAAAGGAGAAAAGGGAGACCAAGGAGAUAUGGGGCCCAGGGGACUCCCUGCACUUGCUGGCUCUGCAGGUCUGCUCAGUAAUCAGAUUCUCACGGUCAAGGGUGACCAGGGUCAGGCUGGCCCCCCUGGACCCCCGGGGCCCCCUGGAUCACCAGGGCCCAGAGGACCACCUGGGAACACAGGGAAGGAUGGGCCCAGAGGACCCCCUGGAGAGCAGGGUCCACCUGGUCAAGAUGGAAUCGAUGGAUUAGAGGGACUGAUGGGUCCUCCUGGACAGAAGGGUGAGGAUGGACAGCAGGGCAUGCCUGGAUCACAGGGGUCUCCGGGGUUAAAGGGGGAGCAGGGGCCUGCUGGUGACCAGGGCAGGACUGGCCUUGAUGGACUACCAGGGAUGAAGGGCUUACCAGGAGAGAAGGCUGUUCCUGGCUCCUAUGACAACAUCGGCCUUGGCCAAGUCAUUCAGGGUCCCCCAGGGCCACCAGGGCCCCCAGGAGGCCAAGGGUCAAAGGGAGAGUCAGGCUCACCUGGUGCACCUGGAGCUGAUGGGGAUAAGGGAGCCAAAGGGGAUAGAGGUGAUGAUGGGAUGCCUGGAGUGGCAGGGGAGAAGGGAGAGCGAGGCCUGAUGGGCCAAGCUGGGCUUGCGGGAGGUGACGGAAAAAAGGGAGAGCGAGGGGAUUCAACGUUUGAGGACAGUCUGGCCCAGAGGAUCUCUAUCCCAGGCCCUCCAGGGCCUCCCGGGCCCCAGGGUUACAUGGGACUUGAUGGAAGGCCUGGCCCCAAGGGGGAACCAGGUGAGGGAGUGAAAGGAGAUAAGGGGGAUGCAGGUGACAAAGGUCUUCCUGGGUUAAGGGGUACCCAGGGUCUUCCAGGUUCUAUAGGAUUGGUUGGUCUCCCUGGCACCAAAGGGGUAAAGGGAGAGCAAGGAUUGCCAGGAUUAGAUGGUUUCCCCGGGCUGAUGGGACAAAAGGGGGAGAGAGGGGGCAGAGGAGACAAGGGCGACAGGGGGAUGCUGGGAAAGAAGGGACUGAAGGGACAGAAGGGCGAGCAAGGCCCCCCUGGACUGGACCAGCCCUGUCCUGUGGGUCGGGAUGGAUUACCCAUACCUGGAUGUUGGCAUAAGUGAUGACUGACCCGGGACAUGGGAUCUGUACAUAUCGAUAUAUAUUUUUCAAAUAAAACUCAAAUGUUGUUGUUUUUUUGUUGCCAAUUCUAAUUUAAUAUAUUGAGUUUUUCGUAUUGGAAUUUGGAUUGUGGGUCUAUCACAAUCCAUAUUUUUUACUUUUAGUAUAUGAAUUGAAAACUAGUUUUUUGUUGUUAUGAGAUUACUUAGAGGAAGGAUAUCAUGCACACAAAGAGGGGAGACUGGUGACAAACGGAAAGCAGCAGCAAAUGCACUCAACACCUACCGGAUGGACAAAUGUUGCUGCUUUCAUCUAUACGGGGAGAAAUAAAUAAUUGAUUCUGACUAACAGGCUCACUAGUGUUCCCAUACUGGAGUGUACAACUCAGCCUGCACCUUGCAAAUAAAUCUACCCCAUCACUCCUGUGACCGCUUUGCUUUGAAAGGACCAGUCCUCACUGCAGGGACCCAAUGCCAGGUGCCUAUCCCAACCUUAGGAGAGAGGUAUGGGGAGGCACAGAGGACGGCCCUCACAGUGGAAUAGGAACCACACAGACUGACUGCGUUGGACAGAGACAGAUGACUGGAGGGACUUGAUUCAAACACCAGAUCCCUCACAACAAAUUACAGACAAACACUAGCUUAGAUGAAUGGAUUUAUUUCAAGUAAUUGUAAAUCCCUUACCAGUGUGUUAUCCAUUACAUGAGGUUGUAUGUUUUUGUCAUAAUGUGUGUUAAAACUAAUCAGAUCUGAAAUGAACCAAUGUUUUAAUACCAUGAUCUUUCGAUGGCUUUUUAGAUUUAACCUUUGUCAGUAGUCGUUUUCUUAAAUGUGUUUAAUGUUUAGAUCAAUAUUGGUUUAAAAUGUUUUAGAAUGUUUAUAAUGGUUUCAAAGUUGUUGCAUCAAAUGCUUUCUCGUUCCUCUGAGUGCUCUAACCAGUUAAUUGAUACAGAACACUGUAAAACUUUGUAGAUAAAUAUUAUGAGAUAUUCCUGUGUGUAGGUUUUGUGGAAAUUCCUUAGAUCUUUCUUAUAUUCAAGUUACAUAGCCCCUGAAAAAGUUAGAGCUAUUCAAACAGUCAUAUUUCAAUUUUCAUGUAAAAUGAAUGAUAGCAAGCCUAAAAAGGUUAAGGAUUUUUUAGAUCUGACAUCAAGGUAGAAAAAAAAUACAUAUUUUCAAACCUACCAGGUGGGCUUAUUGGGCUAAUUAUUGUUUGUUCUAGAAACAUGCAGUAUUGAAGUUGUCAGUCAUAUUAAAUACUAUCUCAAAUGCA